This is a messenger RNA of Scomber scombrus (Atlantic mackerel), 4147 nucleotides long. RefSeq names its product alanyl-tRNA synthetase 1 (gene aars1). Lineage: Eukaryota; Metazoa; Chordata; Actinopteri; Scombriformes; Scombridae. Gene Ontology annotation, biological process: alanyl-tRNA aminoacylation; tRNA modification. The transcript has 20 exons. The coding region runs from base 101 to 3001 and encodes 966 amino acids. Gene Ontology annotation, molecular function: ATP binding; alanine-tRNA ligase activity; aminoacyl-tRNA deacylase activity. The record is from RefSeq and is a predicted model, not a curated record. Gene Ontology annotation, cellular component: cytoplasm; mitochondrion.
GCUUUCUUUCUGGUCGAGCAGCAGCGUGGAGUCAGAGCGGUGUGUUUGGGAGCAGUUACGGCUUCAUUCAGCGAGAAUAGCGACUUCUAGCUGAAUCAGAAUGGACUCGUCAAUGAGUGCAGCACAAAUCCGCCAGAAGUUCAUCGACUUCUUCCGUCGCUAUGAGCACCAGUACGUCCACUCGUCCUCCACCAUCCCCAUGGACGACCCCACGCUGCUUUUCGCCAACGCCGGCAUGAACCAGUUCAAGCCCAUCUUCCUCAACACCAUCGAUCCGUCCCACCCCAUGGCCAGGCUGCAUCGCGCCGCCAACACCCAAAAAUGUAUCCGGGCAGGGGGCAAACACAACGACCUGGACGACGUGGGUAAAGACGUCUACCACCACACCUUCUUCGAGAUGCUGGGGUCCUGGUCGUUCGGGGACUACUUCAAGCAACUGGCCUGUAAGAUGGCCUUGGAGCUGCUGACCCAGGAGUUUGGGAUUCCCAUCGAACGCCUGUACGUCACCUACUUCGGAGGUCACGCUGACGCAGGCCUGGAGCCCGACCUGGAGUGCAAACAAAUCUGGAUCGACCUCGGGAUGGAGGAAGCUCGCAUCCUGCCAGGCAGCAUGAAGGAUAACUUCUGGGAGAUGGGAGACACGGGUCCCUGCGGCCCCUGCAGCGAGAUCCACUACGACCGCAUCGGAGGGAGAGACGCCUCUCACCUGGUGAACAUGGACGACCCCAAUGUCCUGGAGAUCUGGAACCUGGUGUUCAUCCAGUUCAACAGAGAGUCAGAGACCGAGCUGAAGCCGCUGCCUAAGAAGAGCAUCGACACAGGGAUGGGUCUGGAGCGCCUGGUGUCUGUGCUGCAGAACAAGAUGUCCAACUAUGACACCGACCUCUUCGUCCCAUACUUUGAAGCCAUUCAGAAGGGUACCGGUGCACAACCAUACACCGGUAAAGUAGGCGCCGAGGAUGCUGACGGUAUCGACAUGGCCUACCGUGUGCUGGCCGACCACGCCCGCACCAUCACCAUCGCCCUCUCAGACGGAGGUCGGCCCGACAACACAGGAAGAGGCUACGUGUUGAGGAGGAUCCUGCGUCGUGCCGUGCGUUACUCCCACGAGAAGCUGGGAGCUCAGAAAGGUUUCUUUGCCUCUCUGGUGGAUGUAGUGGUUGAAUCCCUGGGCGAUGCCUUCCCAGAGUUGAAGAAAGACCCCGAAAUGGUGAAGGAUAUUAUUAAUGAGGAGGAGAUGCAGUUCCUUAAAACCCUCAGCAGGGGACGCCGUAUCCUCGAUAGGAAGAUCAUGAGUCUGGGAGACAGCAAGACCAUCCCAGGCGACACAGCAUGGCUGCUAUACGACACAUACGGCUUCCCUCUGGACUUGACCUCCCUCAUCGCAGAGGAGAAGGGCAUGGCGGUGGACUUGGCCGCCUUUGAAGAGGAGAAGAAGGCAGCACAGCUGAAGUCUCAGGGUAAGGGCGCAGGAGACCAGGACCACAUCAUGCUGGACAUCUACGCCAUCGAUGAGCUGCGAAACAAGAAGACCCCCGCCACAGACGACUCUCCCAAACACAAAUACACCUCAGACGACAGCGGCAGCUACGACUUCCAUCAGGCCUCAGCCACAGUGCUGGCUCUGCGCCGCGACCGCGCCUUCUGCGACGAAGUGACCACGGGUCAGGAGUGCGGCGUGCUGCUCGACCAGACGUCUUUCUACGCCGAGCAGGGAGGACAGACUUAUGACGAGGGUUACCUCCUCCGAGAGGACGACAGCACGGAGGACCGGAUGGAGUUCACAGUGAAGAACACUCAGGUGAGAGGAGGCUACGUUCUCCACGUGGGCACCGUCUACGGAACACUGAAGGUUGGAGACCGCGUCACCCUGCAUGUAGACGAGGCUCGUCGUAGGCCCAUCAUGAGCAACCACACGGCAACACACAUCCUCAACUUCGCCUUGCGGGGGGUUCUGGGGGAGGCAGACCAGAGGGGUUCCCUGGUCGCCCCCGACCGCCUGCGCUUUGAUUUCACCGCUAAAGGUGCCCUGAGCACGGGGGAGGUCCGGCGGACUGAGGAGAUGGCUUGUGCCAUGAUAAGAGACAACAAGCCAGUGUACGCCAUGGAAGCCCCCCUCGCAGGAGCCAAGGCCAUUCAGGGUCUGCGCGCCGUGUUCGAUGAGACUUACCCCGACCCCGUCCGAGUCGUGUCUAUCGGCAUACCCGUUCAGGACCUGCUGGACGACCCCAACAGUGCAGCUGGUUCGCUCACCUCCAUCGAGUUCUGUGGUGGAACCCAUCUGCAGAACUCGGGUCACGCCGCUCCGUUUGUCAUCGUCUCAGAGGAGGCCAUCGCUAAGGGCAUCCGCCGCAUUGUUGCUGUGACAGGAACAGAGGCCCAGAAGGCUCAGAGGAAAGCCGACGCACUGCAGCAGUCUCUGUCUGCCCUGGGAGACAAGGUGAAGCAGCAGACGGCCCCAAAUAAGGACGUACAGAAAGAGAUCGCUGACAUGACGGAGUCGAUAGGCACAGCCGUGAUCUCUCAGUGGCGGAAGGACGAGAUGAGGGACACCCUGAAGGGCCUGAAGAAGACCAUGGACGAUCUGGACCGCAACUACAAGGCCGACAUCCAGAAGAGAGUCCUGGAGAAGACCAAGGAGAUGAUCGAGAGCAGCCCCAACCAGCCGCUGUUAGUGAUGGAGAUGGAGACGGGAGCGUCGGCUAAGGCUCUGAACGAGUCCCUGAAGCUGCUGAAGUCCAACUCUCCUCAGACCGCUGCUAUGCUCUUCACCGUAGACCCCGACGCCGGAAAGAUCACCUGCCUGUGUCAAGUUCCACAGGAUGUGGCCAAGCGCGGACUGAAGGCCAGCGAGUGGGUUCAGGAGCUGUGCCCCCUGCUGGACGGCAAAGGAGGCGGCAAGGACAUGUCGGCCCAGGCCACGGGCAGGAACACACAGUGCCUGCAGGAGGUGCUACAGAUGGCCAACGAGUUUGCACGGCUCAAACUGGGAGAGAACUGAGAGGAGUUUAAAAAAAAAAAAAAGGGAGAAGAGGGGGUGGGCGUGGGAGGCGGAAAGAGGAGGAGGCGAUGAGGUCGGAAAUAUGAAAGGGAAGGAUGAGAGGGAUUAAAGCAGAUAGGAUGGGGAUGAAAGACGAGGGGGGGGGCAGGAGACGGUUGAAGAGUCCUGAGUCACUCAGGUGCUUCAAGUUUAGGGAGCGUUUGAAAUCAUCCUCCUCAUUUCAUCUCUCUUUUCUCUUCCCUUCAGGGUCAGAAAAGAUUAGAAAUCAAACACAACUCCCGCCAUGUUGACAGAUGACUACUGACAGUCAGCCAGCAGUAAAUGAACCACUAGUUUUUAUUGCAAGUAGGCUUUUUUUUCUUUCUGACUUGCUCCAGUAAAAUUAAUCUCUGUGGAAAUGAAACCUACUUGAAUAUAAAUAAAUAUAUAUAUAAGAAGAUCCUCUCAUGCAGUUAACUGAGAGAGGAUCUCACAACCAGUGCAGGUGAUUUGAUUCAUUAUUGCAUGUACAGAGGAGAAAAAAGAAGGGAUGUACUUUGAUUGAUUUUUUUUUUGCCUUGUAUGCAGAUGAAGCGAAGAAAACUAUAGUUUGAACUUCAGACUCCUGCUCACUCUAGAAACAAGCCCCAAAGCACCCUCCCUCUCUCUCUCUCUCUCUCUCUUCUCUCUUCUCUCCUCUCUCCACUAGUUCAGGGCUUAAUUCGGAGAGAUGAGAGAUUUAGAGGAAAAGUCAAAAGUCAUCCCCGGCUCUUUAAACCACUCACUACGUUCUUUAUGUCGCCUUGAACCUUUUCAUCUGAUUUCCGAACAGCAGCGCCGUCCCAUCUGUGUGAGCCGCGUGACUUCUCUCUCUCUCCCUCCUGUGAUUGGUCGGACUGAUAUCGUAGCUGUACCAUAGUCUUGCUUUUUCAAAUAACAAGCCAUUAUCUGUAAGUCAGCAGGUUUAAUUUUAGUAAAUAAAAUAAUAAUGAAUUGUAUAAAAGGAGGGGUCACGUCCAUGUCUAAUAUUCUGUAUAACUUAAAUUUUCUGACAUUUCAUUUCAUCGAUCCAACGCAGGAAAGUUGAAAAAUGUCUUUUAAUCAUCGAAGCUGUUUCAUGUCAGAGAAAUGUCACACUGUGAGUAUGGAAUAAAUACUACUGGUAAA